Dreissena polymorpha is the source of this 3168-nucleotide messenger RNA. RefSeq lists its product as uncharacterized. NCBI's taxonomy places the organism in Eukaryota, Metazoa, Mollusca, Bivalvia, Myida, Dreissenidae. The record is from RefSeq and is a predicted model, not a curated record. The coding region runs from base 1450 to 3168 and encodes 572 amino acids. The transcript is spliced from 11 exons.
AAAUGUGCAGCUCCAUGAGAAACACAUGCAUGCCUAAUAUCAAGUUGCUAUCUUCAAUAUUGCAAAAGUUAUGGCCAAUGUUUAAGUUUUCGGACAGACGCACAGACUAACAGACGGACAGUUCAACUGCUAUAUGCCACCCUACUGGGGGCAUAAUAAGAAACUAACAUAAAAUGUGAUUUUUGUAAAACGUUUCACUGGGGGCCUACCGACAGCACAUAUCAGUCACUAUGAAUAAUCGUGAGUGAUGUGCCUUGUAAACCAAUUUGCCUUUCUGUGAUUCUUCAAUAUGUAUUUAAAAUCAUAAAAGACAUGGUGAAAUGAAAAUUUUCAUGUUCAAAACAAUAUAUGCAGUUGAUUUAUAUACCUAUUGGGCUUUUUUUUAACUCACUUUAAAACCUUAUUUAACACAUGCAAAUUCAUUGAAUUGAUAUCCCUCGCCAAUUUGCUUCUGGACACAAAAGUGUUAUAUUUGGCACUCAAAAAAGCAUUUUUUCAAGAUACAAAGGGCCAUAACUCCGUUAUUAACAGAUGGUGUACAAUGCCAUUUGGCGUGCAUCAUCAUCUUAUCCAUAUAUAUACUCAUACCAAGUUUCAAUUAAAUCCGCCAAAGCACUUCCAAGAUAUGGCUCCCGACGGACGGACGGAAAGACAGACGGACAACGCCAAAACAAUAUCCCUCCGCCUAUGGCGGGGGAUAAUAAUCAGUCACAAACAAAUGCAAUGUAUAAAUGCCAUAGCUUGUUUUGUACUUCAUUUGUAUAAAGUUCUGAAUAUGGAUUGAUAUUUUACUUUUAAGUUUGUGUUACCUUGUUGUCCGCAUGACAUCUUACAGCAAGGAUUGUCAUCAGUCGUUGUAUUGCAGAUAUUUUGUUGUUACGACUGUGAAGAAUCGUGCUAUAUAUCAUCACAAGUGUGGCUUUCUUGUUGCCACUGUCACCAAGUAAAGCACUUAGCAGGUUGAACAAGAAAGGAAUGUUCGAUUCAAGUUCACGAUAAGCCUGGUCAAAGAUAUUUUCUACUGAUAAAAUAAAAAAUCCUCUGAUACAAUGUUGUUAUUCGCGAUUUCCUCCAUCAAAAUCGCAACGCCGAACUUAUCGUUUAAUAAGACAGAAUCGGAAACGAACGAUCAUUGGCGAACGUUCGCUGUAACUGAAAGCACUACAUUGUGUCACACCGGUCUUACUGACCUGUGUGAAUGCGCGCUAAGGUGUAUUACUAUUUGUUAAUAACGCACAUUGUUGCAAAACCUGCAAUGGUUUGAAUGUUCGUAACAGUUAUGGGGGAAAAUGUUUUGUCUUUGUAGGCAUUACACAAAAACAGUACUUUGCCGCCAUUCACGGUGAAACGGACAUAACGUUUGUCUGCAAGCCUUGUUCAACGUCUGCGCAGAACGGAACACAGGUGGGUUCCGAAGAAGAGACUGCAAUUGGAAAUGCGACCGACGUCAUGGAUACAGAAGACACGCAUGUUAAUGAACAGAUUUCAACGUCUGCACAAAAUGUAGCACAGGCGGGUUCCGAAGAAGAGACUGCAAUUGGCAAUGCGACCGACGUCAUGGAAACAGAAGACACGCAUGUUAAUGAACAGAUUUCCUUUGUGUCGUCAACUAAUGGUGUUACUGAUGUUUGGGGUUCUACCGCCAGUGACGCCAGUGGAAUUUCGGAUGAGGAUGACAUAAGCCGUGUUGAAGAUCUGACCCUGGCAGUAAAUACUACCUUCCAAGUACCCAAAGAAAUACUAGAAGAGUCUCUGGAAGACGCAGCGCCUACCGAGUCCUUUACAGAGGAUAUGCCUGUGAUAUUUGAGGUAGUAGCAGGCGGAUCGCAGCGCGGUAAAGACCUGCUGUGUGACAGCAUCGGCUACACAUACGUCGUGAAGGAGCGACAUCAUAGCAGUACUGUUUGGUGGUGUAGUGUCCGGAAUAAAUCAACGAGAUGUCCAGCACGUGUGCGGGAAAACAAGGAUGGUUUCAACCAGGGCCACCUAAACCACAACCACCCGCCAGUUCCUUCAAAGAAGAGUAAAAUAAUCAUUACUCAGAAGGCCGCACACUGUGCUAGCCAACAGAUUUUCACCGCAGCAAGUGGUAUUGUGGAGAACGUGGCAAGCGAGGUUCUUCAGCAAACAGACAUCGAACACCCAAACCUCGACUACAUCAUGCGGGUUGUAAAUCGCAAGAGGCAACGGCUCCGUCCAGAUGAUCCCCAGGAUUUGGACUUUGAGCUACAAGAGGACUUCCUGCCGGAUGGUUUUUUGAAAGGAGACAUUAAAGUUGACGGGAGGAGACACCUAAUCUUCGCCACCGACGAGCAGUUGAGCAUCCUAAAGACCGCCAAGAGAUGGUACUUGGACGGUACAUUUAAGGUUGUGCGAAAACCAUUCGACAACCUGAUGAGUGUUCACGCUUUCGUGAGGCGAGGCGACUGUGCCAAGCAGAUACCCCUGGUAUUUGUUUUGAUGUCAGGGCGACGAACAGUCGACUACAUCAAGGUUCUACAGAAAAUUGGCCGUCUGCUGUGCAGAGAGGUAGAAGUAGAAGAGUUUGUAGUUGAUUUUGAGAAGGCCAUGUGGAAGGCCCUACGCUACGUGUUCGGCGAGGACGCCAAGAUCCAUGGCUGUGCCUUCCAUUGGGGGCAAGCCGUUUGGCGCCAAGUGCAGGCUAAGGGGCUCGCUACCGAGUACGCCACGAGAAGAGAAACGUACGUGUACAUAAGGAAAAUACUGUGUCUGCCGUUCUUACCGGCAGAACACAUUCCCGAGGUGUUCGAGUCCAUGGUUGACAUCGCGCCUCGCAGAUUUGAUGGACUUUUGAGCUACAUUCGCUCAACAUGGUUCGUGUCUUCAACUUGGCCUGUGCCAUGCUGGUCGGUGUUUGGCAUGAGCAUUCGAACCAACAACGACGUAGAAGGUUGGCACAGACGUCUCAAUGGGAGAGCGGGGAUUGCCCCUCCCAUGUACCUCCUCAUCCGUCUUCUUUCUGACGAGGCAAACGUUGCACUUCGGAACGUACAGCUGGUUACGGAGCUGCAACUGACUCGCUACCAGCGACGCCAGCAGAAAACCAUGCAAGGCCAGAUUGCCAGGUGGUCAUUGUACCGGCGUGGCGAGGUAUCCGCAACGGCACUAUUGAAACAGAUGAGCACAAAGUACAAGCACUGUGCUUGA